AUGUCCAGACCACGAACUUAUCAAGGACAUCGGGUCAGGUCUCAACUGGGUUUUACAUCCAUUUUGGAACGAUCAUACCAGGGAGAUAUCAAGGAGGUUGUGAUUACCCACAAAGAACGGCUCUACUGCUUCAUUUCUGAACUUGUCAAAUGUAUCUUUGUUAAGCACGAUACAAAGGUUGUGGUACUCGGUUCGGAUAUUAACGUUGAUGACACUGAAUCCAGUGACUUGCCGAGGACUAAUUAUCAAUCGUUACUAUCUUCACAGCAAAACACAAUUGGCUCAGGUCAGCCGAGAAUUGAAAAUGACGAAGGGAGAUUGAAACACGAAAGAUUCAGAUAUCCAACGCCUAAAGAAAGAGAAAAGCUAAGAAAGUGGACAUAA
Molecule: messenger RNA, 384 nt
Organism: Funneliformis caledonium
Lineage: Eukaryota; Fungi; Glomeromycota; Glomeromycetes; Glomerales; Glomeraceae
Source: the annotation of a GenBank genome assembly